GGGAUCCCCCACUUUGCAGAGGCGGAAGCCAUUCAGGCCUCCCUCUGUGCACUUUGCAAAAGCCUCUGCCCUUCCAUCUCAAAGUCCUUGACCCCGAUCACACUUCCUCCGCCUGGAAGCCUGGAUCCGUCUCUCGCCAGGCGUCCUCUGGCCUGUAGAAGGCCGUUUCGGUUCUUGGUGCGCGGUAGCCGCCUCUCUUACGGGAUUCCAAGGCCUGAUCCGGUGUGGGUGUCUGGCUGUGGAUUCGCCGCCAUCCCGCUGGACGCCUGGAGGCUCGAACCUCGCCGUCCCCAGGCACCAGAUGUUCACCCUUUCUCAAAAGAACUUCAGGGCUCCCACCACGUGUCUGGGCCCCACCUGCACGCAGGACAUGGAUAGUAGCCAUGGGGAUGAUCUGGAAGGAGAAUGCUCUAGAAAACUGGACCAGAAGCUCCCUGGAGUGGGCGAUCCUGCCAUGCUCUCCUCUGAUACCUCCUACCUGUCCUCUAGAGGAAGAAUGAUUAAAUGGUUCUGGGAUUUGGCUGAGGAGGGCUACAGGACCUACCACAUGGAUGAGUAUGAUGAGGACAAGAACCCCAGUGGCAUCAUUAACUUCGGCACCAGUGAGAACAAACUUUGCUUUGACCUGCUGUCCAGGCGGCUGAGUCAGAGCGACAUGCAGUGGGUGGAGCCGUCUCUGCUGCAGUACCCUGACUGGAGGGGACAUCUGUUCCUCCGGGAGGAAGUAGCCAAGUUCCUGACUUUCUACUGCAAGAGCCCAGUACCCCUCAGACCAGAGAAUGUGGUUGUUCUGAAUGGUGGUGCCUCGCUGUUCUCUGCGCUGGCCACGGUGCUGUGCGAGGUCGGGGAGGCUUUCCUGAUCCCCACCCCUUACUAUGGAGCCAUCACACAGCACGUCUGUCUCUAUGGCAAUGUCCGACUGGCCUAUGUCUACCUGGACAGUGAGGUCACUGGGCUAGACACACGCCCCUUCCAGCUCACAGUGGAGAAGCUGGAGAUGGCCCUGCGAGAAGCUUACGCUGAGGGUGUGAAGGUCAAAGGCCUCAUCCUCAUCAACCCCCAGAACCCUCUGGGUGACGUCUACUCCCCGGAAGAGCUGCAGGAGUACCUGGUGUUUGCCAAGAGGCACAAGCUGCAUGUGAUUGUGGACGAGGUCUACAUGCUGUCCGUGUUUGAGGAGUCGGUUGGGUACCGCAGUGUCCUAAGCCUGGAAAGGCUGCCUGACCCCCAGAGGACCCAUGUGAUGUGGGCGACCAGCAAGGACUUCGGGAUGUCUGGGCUCCGCUUUGCCACGUUGUACACAGAAAACCAGGACGUGGCCACUGCUGUGGCUUCCCUCUGCCGCUACCAUGGCCUCAGUGGCCUGGUCCAGUACCAGAUGGCACAGCUGCUCCGGGAUCGUGACUGGAUCAACCGGGUGUACCUGCCAGAAAACUAUGCCCGGCUCAAGGCUGCCCACACCUAUGUCUCGGAAGAGCUCAGGGCUUUGGGGAUCCCCUUCCUGAAUCGUGGGGCCGGCUUCUUCAUCUGGGUGGACUUGAGGAAGUACCUGCCCAAGGGCACCUUUGAGGAGGAAAUGCUGCUCUGGCGCCGCUUUUUGGACAACAAGGUGCUGCUGUCCUUUGGCAAAGCCUUUGAGUGUAAAGAGCCUGGUUGGUUCCGCUUCGUCUUCUCGGACCAGGCGCACCGGCUUCGCCUGGGGAUGCAGAGGGUCCGGCAGGUGCUUGCAGGCAAAUCCCAAGUGGCAGAAGACCCCUCUUCCUCUCAGACCCAGGAGCCAAGUGACCAACACAGGUGAGCUGGUCAUUGCCUCGUGGCCAGAGAGCCCAGCAGCCACUGUGGAUCUGGGGCCUCCGGGGACUGCAGAAGACCAACUGUGGAGGUGCCAUUUGCCAGGAAGGUGUCUAACUUGGCUUUGUGCCUAAAGAACUGUUUCUUGCCUUUCACUGUGGCCAUGCAAAAAUUCUUAAGCUAUGCUUCAGCCCGGGCCCUCCCUCUCUCCUGUUAAACAAAACUAGGAGAGUCUGGAGGUCUCCAUUGUGAGUUAUUUAGAACGGAGGAGUCGUGACUGCUUCGAAGCAGAGCCUCAGCCCCCCUGAGGAUGUAAAGAGAAAACAAACAACCUGUACUUUCUUUCUGAUAGCACCAUCAUUCCUCUUUCUUUGUUGCCAAGGAAACAAGUCAAAGGAACAGCACACACAGGGUUUGCAGAAAAAUAAAACAAGUGAUCACUUCCAAACUCUGAGGAGAAUGGAAUGAA
Messenger RNA from Cebus imitator (Panamanian white-faced capuchin), 2260 nucleotides. It is a transcript of the gene ACCS, whose product is annotated as 1-aminocyclopropane-1-carboxylate synthase homolog (inactive). The coding region runs from base 302 to 1798 and encodes 498 amino acids. Lineage: Eukaryota; Metazoa; Chordata; Mammalia; Primates; Cebidae. Gene Ontology annotation, molecular function: pyridoxal phosphate binding; transaminase activity. The transcript has 15 exons. Gene Ontology annotation, biological process: biosynthetic process; amino acid metabolic process. The record is from RefSeq and is a predicted model, not a curated record.